CUGAAAAACUAUGUGGAAAACGCUCGGGCUUGACGGUUGACGAAUUUCAGAAUAGUCAUCACCUUGAGUGCAGAUCAUCAGUUGGGCUAAUUGAAUCGGGAUCGCAAAAAAGUGGAAAAUAAUGAACGGACUGCAAUUGGGGGGAUAGCGGAUAGAGCUUGCCAAUUUUUGUUGCCAAAUAGCCGCAAACGCGACAAUCAGAGUGCUAAGUGAGCCAUCAAUCAGUGCAGACCGAGGUCAGCUGCAUUGUCAUGGCUGGUUUGGUGCCACUGCUCACCUGGCUGGUGGUCCACCUGCUCCAGGCGAGGGCCCACUACAUACAGAUUGACCAUGAGGAGUUUCGUGCCAGCGGCUUUCCGCAUCCGCACUUUCCGCCGCCACCGCUGACGCCGCUGGAUCACCUGCCCCAGGUGCUGGCCGCCAAGGAGCUGACUCCCGCCGAGGUGAUGGUGGACCUGACCAACGACCUGACCCACCGCCUGCUCCACUACCACUCCAUCCUGAACCGCAACAACUUCGCCUUCUCGCCCACUGCCCUGGUCAGUGUGCUGGUGGCUCUGUUCGAGGGUUCUGCUGGCAACAGUGCCGAGGAACUGCGUCAUGUCCUGCAGCUGCCCAACAACAGGGACGUGACUCGCGUGGGCUACCGCGACAUCCACCGACGACUGCGGACUUACUUCUUUGGCUCCGACAAUCCACUGAAGGGACUCAGCUUGAACAAAGGCAAUGUGACUGUUCUCAAGGACUUUGAGACGGUUCUCAUGUUUUACGGCUACGACUUGAGUGUAGAUAUGCUCUCCUCCACGCCAGCCAAUCUCACGGCAGAUGCUGAGUUGGUCAACACCACAAUGGCCACCAACACGACGACCAUGCAAAUGGAGGCGGAAACCACAACGCUUAAGGAUGCGGAAAGCACAACAGUAGAGCCAGCCACAACAACCACGGAGGCACCGGCGACGACAACAGAGCCUCCAACCACCACAGAGGCUCCAGCGGAGGCGGAGGCUACCACAGAAGCACCUGCUGCCACGUCGGGCGAAGAGGAGGCCGCUGAGCCCGCAGGUGAGGAUGAAGCUGCCGAGCUAGUGUCCGCCUUUGUAGCCGAGGAGGAUGCCGAGCCUCUUCUGCGUAUCCAGAAGGCUAGAGUCUCCAGACUGCCCAUCAGCAAACUCCAAGCGCCGCUCAAGCAUUCGAAUCCUAUCACUCCGAAGCCCAUUUACCUGCCCAGUGCGCGCACAGUGGCCAUGCCAAUGCCAAUGAUGGCACGCCAGGUGGCGGAGCGGAAGCCACCAGCAACCCGGCAAGUAAUUUCUAUUAUAACGCCAUCCGCACAACCAGUAAACAUUUCGGUGACUCGGAAGACGAAGACGGCACGAUACAAGCGUCACGCGAUACCAGCAUACAAGGAUCUGGAUGCGAAUCUCUUUCUGACGCUCUUCAAUCCGCACACGCAUGUCCCGCACCAUCCGCUGCACUUUCCGCCGCCAGCGCCCGCUGCCUUUGCACCCAUCACCAAUGACUUUGAGCCACACUAUGUGGGAGAGGCGGCCGAGGGAAAGUCGAACUAUAACACGGAUGUGAUCAGCCACGUGUUCUACUUGGGCAAUCAGCAGGUGGUGCACACCACCUUCAAGGUGUACAACGCAGUGCUGUACUACAAGUACUUUGAGCACCUGAAGAUGAGCGUGCUGGAACUGGAACUGGACACACCUGAGUACAACCUAAUGAUCCUGUUGCCCGACUACCACACGGAUAUUGUGGCAGCCGCCGCCUCCUUGAAACUGGGACCAACCCUUCGGCUGAUGCGGAAGCAGUUGAAGCCACGCUGGGUGCAAGCCAUCAUUCCGGACUUCAAGCUGCAUGGCACCAUGUUCCUGACCAACGACUUGCAGAAUAUGGGAAUCUGCGACGUAUUCGAACCAAAUCGCGCCGAUUUCAGGCCCAUGACUGAGGAGAAGGGCGUCUACGUGCGGCACAUUGAGCAAUCCAUAGACGUCACCAUCCGUACGCAUCCCAUCAAUCAGCUGAAGCGCAACUACGGCGCCCAAUCGAAGCCGAUUCAGAUCUCUGUGAAUCAUCCGUUUCUGUUUUUCAUCGUCGAUCGCGACUUGGACGUGGCUGUGAUGUCGGGCCGCAUACUGAAUCCGCUGAACGUACGCAUCCAAUGA
This is a messenger RNA of Drosophila teissieri, 2168 nucleotides long. RefSeq lists its product as uncharacterized. The transcript is spliced from 5 exons. The coding region runs from base 252 to 2168 and encodes 638 amino acids. The record is from RefSeq and is a predicted model, not a curated record. Lineage: Eukaryota; Metazoa; Arthropoda; Insecta; Diptera; Drosophilidae. Gene Ontology annotation, molecular function: serine-type endopeptidase inhibitor activity.